AUGUCCAACAUCGAGGAUCUCGGCCGAGACACCUGGACUUCAGUUAUGGACAUCCUCGCCUUGUUCCAAGAGCUGGGUAGUCCAGCUGGCAAGGAAGCAGUGGGAGUAUUCAUGGAGAAAUACUCCAACCUUCUGGCCGAAGUGGAUCGGGAAGUAGGAGCACUAAAUACCAAGCUCGCCCAGAUCCCCAUUCUGGAAGCUGCGCUCAAGGAGGCGAACAAUCGCAAAGAUGAUAGAAACUCUGCUUCUGCAGAAGAGCAUGCCAACAUUGAGGAUUUACAGAAGGAAGUACAAGACCUCGAGACUGCCCUCUCUGAUCAGGCACGAGAUAUGGCCGAGAUGACUGCUGCUUCUAAGGAAAUGCUUGCGGCUUCACAGGAAGAUAUCGACGAAAAGACCUCCCGGGUUGCGACUCCAUCCAAGGAAGUCGAAAAGUCGGAGGAGUAA
Molecule: messenger RNA, 447 nt
Organism: Fusarium coffeatum
Lineage: Eukaryota; Fungi; Ascomycota; Sordariomycetes; Hypocreales; Nectriaceae
Exons: 1
Coding region: 1-447 (148 amino acids)
Source: RefSeq, a predicted model, not a curated record